Messenger RNA from Didymodactylos carnosus, 852 nucleotides. The record is from the annotation of a GenBank genome assembly. Lineage: Eukaryota; Metazoa; Rotifera; Eurotatoria; Philodinida; Philodinidae.
AUGAUUGAAAUUUAUAUGGAUGAUGAAAAUAGUUGUAAUAAUAUUAUUGAUAUUGGAAAAUUGAAUAUACAUUCUGGAAAUAUUUACUCACAUCGAGAUUUUAACAAAAAUUAUUUAUAUCUACCAGAAAUUGACUGUAUGAUUACAAUCAAAACCAAAAGUCGCAUUUGGCUACGUGUAGAACACUUUAACACUAAUUCAACAUCCUUCCCCCGGUGUUUAGAGUACAAAUAUGCUAGUGUGGAAGAUCGAUUACAAAUUUUUGACGGUCAUCGUAAUGGUUCAUUACUGCGUAUCGUCUGUGGCAGAGAUACUGAUAAAAAUUUUGACUUAUCGUUGUUAUUACUCAAAAGUUCAAUGUUUACUCUUCAUUGGCAAACAAAAAGUCAAGCGUUUGGUUUCAAAAUAAAAUUUGUCUCUUAUGAAUUAGCCUACGAGGAUAAAUGUCGUCGUAAUGAAAGUUUUCUUUGUGAAAAUAAACGUUGUAUCGAUGAAUCGAUUGUUUGCGCAGACGAAGAUCAAUGUGGUGAUGAAAGCAAUCUUCGAUUAGAUAGACGAGUGCUCUACGGAUGUCAUCCGCAAAUUUUGUGGUCUGUACAUUCGAUGGAAUUGGAAGAUUACAAUAAUCAUGAUGAUAACAUGGUGCAAAUGCAUCCGUAUCAGGCAGCCAGAUUGCUUCCAUUGAAGUAUCCAUUAGUAGUCACACAAACAGAAAUGUUGAAUGAAAAUAUUGACAGCAAUAACGAUGAUGAUGAUCAAAAUGUAAUGAAAAAACAACGUCGUGGUUCUCCAAGAUCAAAAGCAAAUUUGGCGGGUUUGUGGGGUGUACCUUCUGUUCAACGUUGGGAUUAA